Topomyia yanbarensis is the source of this 732-nucleotide messenger RNA. RefSeq lists its product as uncharacterized. The record is from RefSeq and is a predicted model, not a curated record. Bases 269 to 667 code for a protein of 132 amino acids. The transcript has 3 exons. NCBI's taxonomy places the organism in Eukaryota, Metazoa, Arthropoda, Insecta, Diptera, Culicidae.
ACUUAACAGAAUUUAUAAUUCAAAUUUAAAUACGUAAAUAAAAUUUGUUAAAAUUGAAGAGGGACUUCCCCGAUUAGAAGCUUAACAGAAGCCACCUUUGUAAUCAAAUUACAUUUUUUGAGGUGCGUAGUAGAAGAAAAAACUUUAAACACCCAAACUGCUCUCGUCGCAUCACCUGUGCAAACAAGACAUUUAAAAAUGUCUCAUACAUCACGGAAACGCUAUUCAGUCUUAAAAAGUUUAAUCGGUUAAUCGUGCGGGCAAAGAAAUGAUCAGCAAGAGCAGCAUUGUACUGGGUCUGCUAGUUACAGCUCUCACAGUGACCAAAGCUAUUAACGCGGAGGAUUCAACCACGACGAACAUCCCGGGUGGCAUUCAAAAACUUUUCGAUGAAGUUCAACUGCCGUGCACUCCCAGGGCAGUACUGAAUCACCCAUGCUAUUUCUGCAAAUGUGACGUGCAUGGAAAUCGGCAGCACUGCGUCUACACGUGCAGUCCUACCAGCGGAAACCCUAAAAUACCGGGGUCUCAAGUGUGCUCCGCCGACGAUAACAUUCAGCAAGGAUGCAAGCGAUGUCGCUGCAGCAGUGGACAGAUUUUCUUCGAUUGCUUCCUGUCGCUACAAUGCAACAACGAAAUCCAGAUGGAGGAGAAUAAUGAUUUCUAAUAUGCACGCAAAUUUCUUAAAUCUUACGAGAAUCGAAUAAAACUAUACUUACAUCAUUGAAUCGC